This is a messenger RNA of Ipomoea triloba (trilobed morning glory), 390 nucleotides long. RefSeq lists its product as uncharacterized. The record is from RefSeq and is a predicted model, not a curated record. Bases 1 to 390 code for a protein of 129 amino acids. NCBI's taxonomy places the organism in Eukaryota, Viridiplantae, Streptophyta, Magnoliopsida, Solanales, Convolvulaceae. The transcript has a single exon.
AUGAAUAUUGAUGAAAGUGGCCUGCACCGGAAGUUGCAACUUUCUGAGUGGGAGGAAAUUCACAAUGAGGCUUACGAGAAUUCAAGAAUUUACAAAGACAAGACGAAAGCAUUCCAUGACAAGAUGAUUUUGAGAAAAGAAUUUUCAAUUGGACAAAAAGUCCUACUCUUCCAGUCACGGCUUCGUCUAUUCCCGGGUAAGUUACGUUCUCGUUGGGUUGGUCCGUUUAUUGUUACUAAUAUAUUUCCUCAUGGUGCAAUAGAGAUUCAAAGUUUGCAGACUUCAAAGAUAUUCAAGGUGAAUGGCUAUAGGCUUAAACCUUACCAUGAUGAGUUUCGAGUUGAAAACGUUGCAGAAGUACUUCUUGAAGAUCCAGUUUAUUUUGAGUAA